This is a messenger RNA of Caenorhabditis auriculariae, 4717 nucleotides long. NCBI's taxonomy places the organism in Eukaryota, Metazoa, Nematoda, Chromadorea, Rhabditida, Rhabditidae. The record is from the annotation of a GenBank genome assembly.
AUGUUAACAAUAACAAGCCAUAACUGCGAUGAAAAUAACAAUGAGAGAAAAAAGAAAACGUCUACGAAAUGGAUAUUUGUGAGUUCGAAAAGUAAUAAAAACUAUAAUUUUUUCCAGAAAAUGGGUAAAUCGAAAUUGAACAGAAAAUUGCGCGAAGAUGUCCAACGAAUGAUUGCUCAAGUGGUAUUAAAUUAUUAAAAAGGUGAGCCAAAUAAUAAGAUACAUUUUCAGACAAAUGAACUCAUAUUCCGCGUCGCGAAAGCGGCAAAAAACUGCGCAAAUCACUCGAAAAGAAAUCGGGUUCUCUCUUUUGACGUCGAUUUCGCCAUGCAACAGUUCCCGUAUUUCAAUAAAGUAAUUUCUAAAAAAUCAAAGGCUUUUUAAAUAUGAUAAUUACAGUACAGACUGAGUCUGAUGCACCAGAGGCCACCGAAACUGUCCUGGAACUGUAAAACCGUCGAAAAACUCGAAAUUCCCGUGCGAGGUCGGAUUAAAAGAAUCUUAUCUACGCAUUUAUAAAAAAAUUUCAGUUGAAUUCGGAAUCCUCCACUGCGGACAGCAGUACACGCGAAGAAAGGACGUGAACACGUUCCAAAAUUUGAAGAAACUGAGAAUUUCUUCUGAACUUCAAACUAUGUAUUUUUAUGGGCUUUCGUGAUUAAUGAUUAUUCAUGACGUAGAUCGGAUGUUUCGGAUUAUCAGAAGAUGAGGGCCAGUCCAAAAGAAGAAGUUGUCAUGUUGAGACCAUCUUUUGAUGAAGAAUUGACGGUGGUAAGUUGGGAAUAGGAAAAAAACUAUUUUAUUAUCGGAAAAACAAGAUUAUAUAGGAAGAAUAGACAAGUAAUUUUUUGCAGUUGAACAAAAAUUUUCAUUGCAUAUAUUUUUUGGCUUGAAAGAACGAAAUACUGCUAAUUAUGGGUACUUUUUGAGCGUUAGAAGCCUAAUUUUACGAAUUUUCAUCCUCCUAAUAGUUCUAGCUUCACAUAAUUGGAUUUUUCACUAUGAAAUAUUUUUUCUCUUCAAAAUUUAUCACAAAACUCUAUAGGCAAAGUCGGAAAAGUUGAAAAAAGGUUCCCUUUUGCUGCCUUUUUGCGCCAAUUUAUCGGCCCUUACGCACCAUUUUUGCUGCCUCUCCGUUUUUCCAUCAUUUCUUGAGCUCAGAAAAAAUGAAAGGCUCGAAAAAAAGAUUCUUUUUUUUUUUUGCCUUUCUGCUGCCUUUUCUGAGCCUCUAGUGGCCAUUCCGGCUCUCCCCGAGUUGCUCCAGCUCAUUUCCAGGAGCAACAGACCUUCUUGAAAGAAGUUGUCGGGUUUUGCGUCGGCCAGGACGAUCAUAAACGACAGCAGGCCUUGCUUCUGCUAGAAACCAACGCCGGGAUGAAGGUCCUUACUGAAUUUGGCUGACUUUAACAUUUCUUUAAAGGAACUCCUGCCGAAUCUCGCUGAUUUGUGUUAUAACAUGGUGAGGUGAAAGUACAUAUUGGGAAAAAUGAGAUUUUCCAAUAGAUCCUGGCCAAUAUCGUCCAGAAAUGCCUUCCGUUGAUUAUUUACGCGGUUCGGAUGAUCAGCGCGGUUAGCAAGAAUACAUACACUGAUUUACAGUUGGUGGUAAGUGGAAACACAGGAUCUUGAAGGGAAAGCUGUGUAUAGUUUGUUCGGAUUUUGAAUGUCAAGUCGUCGGUCAAGCUCCGCCCAUAAUAGCGCGAUAAACCAAUCAGAGAGCGAGCCAUCCAUAGAGCUUUUUUGAAUGACGUCAUUUGACUUGACAUUCAAAAUCUGAACAGACUAAUGCAGUGUUCAAAGGAAUCCCGAAUUCCAAAAUAGCCGUCAGAGAAAAAAAAGAUAACUGAAUUUUAGAGAGUCAGAAAUAAUUUGAAAUUUCGCCGAAAUUACUUUGGGUCAACUAUAGUAGUCAAAUUAGUAGCCACUUAAGGGGUUGAAAAUCAGUGGCCACUCUAGAGGUCUAAAGGCUACUACUGGACCACUAAACAUUUUAGUGGCCACUUUAGGGGUCAAUGGAUCAACAUAACUGGUCCAAUCUGUUUGUCUUGAAAUUAUCAGAGUUACUGGAAGGAAAACUGGAUGGAAAACUACUUGAGUGGCCACUAAAUAGAGAACCUCUACAGUGGCCACUAAAACGGAAAAUAGUGGCCACUAUAAUGGUGGGUUUAGUGGCCACUUCAGUGUCCUUGGCGAGCCUCUACAGUGGCCACUAAAAUGGAAAACAGUGGCCACUAUAGAGGUGGUUCUAGUGGCUACUUUAUCUCCAAGUAGUCCUUGGCGAGCCUCUAUUGUGGUCACUAAAAAUUUUCCCAGUAAGGAAUGGAAAAUCAUUUUUCAAUAAUUGAAAUUGAGGGCUAUUAGGUGCUAACAGUAGUAAAAUAUUUAUUCAGGAGGGAUUUCUUAAAUUUUCGUUUUUCAAUACGAAGCAGAUUCGAAGUGUUAUUAACUCUUGAAAUUAUACUUUUUUUUCUGAGUGAAGGAAUUGCCAAAAGUUCGAAGCCUGAAUUUCAAAUAAAUUCUUGUGAUUUUGAAAAUAAGACCUAACUUCCUGUGGAAAGUUAUUUAUUUGUUGAAAGCCAAUAAUAUUUUUAGCUCGAUAAAUGGCAUUUUUUUUUUUUGAAAAAAUAAGGAUUCUUGUGAAUUUUAUGGUUUUAAGCUGCCCAAACUGGUGCCAGCCCUGAUGAGCUGUAUGUUGUGCCGGAAUUUGUGCAAUCGGCCUGAACACGACAAUCAUUGGUCUCUACGGGAGUACGCCGCCAAGACACUCAUGUGGAUCAUCAAGUUAAUAAUAAAUAGCAUUUUUUGCCAAAAAAAAAAAGCAUAAAAUGCAGGAAAGAUUGCAAAUCUGUUGUCGCUUCUCAUUUUCUUAACUCGCUCAGGCACUGCGCAGGGAUUUUAUUUCGCUUUUUGUGUGGAAAAAUAUUUUUCAAGGCUUUUUUAUUAUUUUCAUAAUAUUGCUCACUUUUCGAACUGUUUCAAAAAAUUUUGAGCACUCUUUUAAAGAACUAUAUUCAAAUGGAAAGGGUAUUAUUUGAUUUUAUGCCUUAUAUAUUUCCUUCAAUAUUACCAGUAUGCAUAAAAAUGGUAAAAAACGGAAUUUACCAGCUUGUUCAAACAAAAAAGGCGAAAAUGAGAAAAGACUCCCUGCCACCAGUGCCUGAGUCAGUAUUCGGAAAAAUUUUUUCAAGGAAAAGAUUUAUUAAAACGGAGUAAAUUCUUGAUUUCCAAGGAAAGCUUAUAGAGAACGCUCCGGGGCUGAAGAAUCCGACUUCCGAACCCGGAUUUUCAACUAUGCCCUCAACGUUUUCAAAGGAGAGACGUCUACGAGGCCGAUGAUCUACGGAUGUGUUUCCAUUCUCACUGAAUAUGUCGAUUUUUCAGAGGUCUAGGGGAUGUUUAUAUGAACGAACAGUAUGAUAGCAUUAUCAAGGAAAAAAUCAGAAAAAAUUUGGAAGGGGCUUUAGAAAAUUAGAAAAAAUUCAAAAAAGCUUUCUAAAGCCUUCUCAUGAUUCAUUUUUACCGAAAUCAUAGUAAGAGCUUUUCAAGAAGAUUUAAGGUGAUGGAAAGGAAAAAAAAGAAUAAAUUGAAGUUACAGAAUGACAAAAGAGUGUGAAAAAGGCGCUCAGAAGAAACUUUUUUCAUUUUUUUUUUCUUGGGAAAAUUUUUCUUUUUGAGGCCUGUUAAAGAAGUUUUGGACUUUCCCGUGAAUUCUACAUGAUUUUUGUCCUGACUGUUGAUUUUUAUCCAGGUUGACCAGCUCCUCACCUUGUUUGGCGACAAAAUGGCUCAAAUGAAGGCCGCGGAACGUGUUGAGCCAUCGACAAGGCUUGACGCGCUGGAAUAUCAACAUUUGAUCCUUGUUCUCACUGUUUGUAUUUACAAUUCAUUUGCAAUCUUCAAAGCGAAACGGAAAAUAUUCUUCAAAGGGUCCUUAAUAGAUCUAUUAUUUUUAAUUUUGAAUUUUUUUUCACGUCUCUUAUCAAAAUAUGCUGGAAAGCAACUAAAAAGGUUGCAGGGCUAUGAAAAAUGAGCCCAAAAGCAUUUUCCCAACGUUUUAGGAGCGUUUAGCGGGAACUUUCCAGCUUUUUUUGAGGUUCAUCGAAGAAAAUUUUCCGUUUUAUUUAUGUUAUAUGUUUUGAAUUUCAUUUAAUUUUCUCUGUGAGGAGCUUAUCAUUGCAAAAAAAAAGCAUAAGUUGAGCCCAUUUUUUUGGUUUUGAAGCUUUUAAGUCGAGUUAUACCUUAUUGAACUUGAAAAAUGCGAUGUUUAGACCAUCCAUGAGGUGUUAUGACUCGACUAAAAAAUGAAAAAGGUUUAAAUUAUCUUUUGAAUUGAAUUAGAAUGAUUUUUAUACGGCUUCUCGUUCGAAAUUCGGACUUUUUUUUUAAAUUUUUUGAGUCGAAAUCAGCACUUGAAGUUUUAAAAACAGUUAACUAUAUCAUCUUUUUAAAACUUCAUGUUUUUCAGAAAUAUUAACGAUUUUCCUGGCUUUUUUGAACCUUUAAACUUUCUCAGAAUUUGAAAGCCGUUGCUACAUCCCCAAGAGGGCUCGGUUCUUGUAAAAUUCAGCUUCUUUUUUUUCGAUUUCUGGUUAAAAUCAAGGUCAAGUUUCAAAAUUUUCGAUAUCCUUUAUUUUUAAAUUGCCCUUUUUAAGUAUUUUUCUUUCAGAAGGCCUGCCACGUGCUCCGCCAAAGGAAGGAUGUGGUGUUUGUCGAAUAA